This is a messenger RNA of Neolamprologus brichardi, 1442 nucleotides long. RefSeq names its product rano class II histocompatibility antigen, A beta chain-like. Gene Ontology annotation, cellular component: membrane; MHC class II protein complex. Lineage: Eukaryota; Metazoa; Chordata; Actinopteri; Cichliformes; Cichlidae. Gene Ontology annotation, biological process: immune response; antigen processing and presentation. The record is from RefSeq and is a predicted model, not a curated record.
AUACAUUUCGGGAACUCAACUUCCUGAUUUUUACAACUCAGUGCCAACUUUAACCACUGCUGUCUAGGUGUCAUGCCAUUCAGUCACCUCGCUACAAUAUGAUGUCUCAUACUCGCAGUUUUCUUCCUUUCUUUGUGCUUUUGCUCGUCUUUUCAACAGAAGGCGCUCUCUUUGGAUGUUAUGUGGCUCAUUGCCAGUUUACUUCCCCUGACGGCCACGAUGCCAUGUUCGUGGAUCAGUUUUACUUUAAUAAAGUGCUAGAAGUCCAAUACAACAGCAGUGUGGGGAAAGUAGUCGGUUACACAAAGAACGGAAUAAAAGUUGCAGAUAAGCUCAACGGUGACGAGGGCUUUAUGAAACAUCAGAUAUGGAAAUCAAACCUUUGCAAAAGAAAUGUCCAAAUGUUUUACGAUGGGCGCCAGAAUUCAGUCGAGCCCUACGUUUGGCUGAGGUCUGUGGAUGCAGCAGACAGCAGACGUCCAAGCAUGCUCGUCUGCAGCGCGUACAACUUUUACCCAAAACAAAUCAAACUAACGUGGCUCAGAGACGGAAAGCAGACAACAACUGAUGUGACUUCCACUGAGGAGCUGCCAAAUGGAAACUGGCUCUACCAGAUCCAUUCCUACUUGGAGUAUACACCCACACCUGAGGAAAAAAUCUCAUGCAUGGUGGAGCAUGCAAGCCUCAUGAAGCCCAUGAUAUAUGACUGGGAACCAUCACCUGACUCAGGGAGAGAUAAGAUUGCUGUUGGUGCAGCAGGGCUGCUGCUGGGUUUGGUGUUUUCAGUUGCUGGGCUCAUUUACUACAAGAAGAAAUCCAGUGGGCGGGUCAUGGUGUCAAUCACCGAGGUUUUAUACCCCGAUGACACACUUUGAGUCGGAGCAGCCUUUUGGAUUUCACUGAGAUUUUGGUUCUGAUUAUGUAAAACGUUGUGGUCGACUUGCUUGUCCUUAAACUGUCGUCUGAGCUUUUCACAGACACGCAGAGACUCACAUCAUCCACAUUUUCUCCUCACACUGUAAACUCAAUCCAAACUCUGCAUCACAUCAGCUGAGCUUCCACCAGCAAACAGCUGUGUACUGUUUCCUGUCUUCUUCAUUUUGGAAAGAAGAAUUUAAAAAGUGAAUGUAAUAUGAUGGGGUUUGUUUUUUUUUUUUAGCUUACUCUAACGCCCUCAAGUGGCCAAAAAAAUCUGUUAAUGCAGGUAAACCUUCAGCACAUGUCGAAAAUGGCAGCUGUAAAGCACUGCUGGGUGAAAACAGGAAAUGGGCAGUAAGGGCAUAAUAUUUAGACAUUGCAGAGAAAACGUGUAAUUAUUUAAAUUCAUGUUUAUCUAGUCUGUGUAACAAACAUGUGUCAUCCUGUCUUUCUAUCCCAGCUACCCUGGUGUGGAUGGUAAAUCAAUUUCAGCAUUAAUGUCGUUUAACUACUGAUAAUAAAUA